UUAUAUGUUUAAUGAUAAGAGUAAAAACAGUCAGCUCAAAAGUUCUUAAUUCCCCGGAAAGAUCUGACAUACAAUAUGCACAACUAAACCCGUUGAUACGAAUGUGUUACAAUGAUGAGAAAAAGAUUGACACCGAUUUUGAAGCCAAAAAGAUGACCACAGUUGAGAAAAGGAGGAUCAAAGAGGGUCUUCCAAAUUGGUCAACAAUCAUGGGAAAAAUGCUACCGUUAAGGAUGUUUCUAAUAUCUGCCCUGGUCAGUCUUGGGGGUUCGUUCCAUUUCGGUUUUCAGCUCUGCGUAACCAAUCCGGCUCAACAAGCACUUAUGACUUUUGUGAAUGAUUCACAUGCCUUACACUACGGUUGGAGUCAUGAAGAGAAUGCAGCAAAAAGUGUAUGGUCUGUGAUAAUUGCAACUUUUUCUAUUGGUGCCAUUUUUGGUUCAUUACUGAUUCAAAGCGUAAGCGCUCGAUAUGGAAGAAAACGAGGACUUUAUUUUUCGUUUGGUCUUACUGCAUUCUCCUGUAUUCUAUCAAUUAUUUCAUUUCAUGUAAGUUAUUCUAAUUUUUGCUGCUUAAGCACUACUGAAUCUUACUUGCUAAUUUUGGGCGAUGAAGAUGGAGCAAGAAAAGCAAUUAUGUUUUUCCAUCAGUGUGGAUCAGAUAUGGUCGAAGAUUUAUUGGAUGAAGUAAAAGAAAACUUGAAAAUAAGCGUAGACAAAAUGACAGUCAUUGAUGUGGUCAAAGAUGAAUACGCUUGUAAAGGAACUAUUGUUGGAAUUGUAAUUUCCAGUGCCUGUUGCUUCAGUGGAAAUUCACUGAUGAAUGCAUUUGCUGUUGCAAUACUUGCUGCAACUGGUUUAACACCUCAAGAAGCUGCCAUUGGAAAUGUUGGAUUGACACUUGUUUUGGUGGUAUCGACUGUAAUUUCUAUUUUUCUUAUCGACCGACUUGGUAGACGACCACUAAUACUGUUGUCCAACGGAUCUAUCAUCGUCUUCAACAUUAUGAUAUUUUUGUUCAUGUUUUUCUUCGAAAAAUAUGGGCUAAUUUGGCUUGGCUAUUGUUUAAUUGUAACAGUUGCAUUGUCACAAUUCUUCUUCGCCAUAGGUAUAGCACCAUUAUGCUUUUAUAUCAGUGCCGAAAUGGUUUGUAUAGCAGCUCGAGGUAUAGCUCAAGCGGCAGCAACAUUAUCACAAAUGGCCAGCCGCACAAUUGUUUUGGCUAUAUUCUUACCAAUGGCAACUGCACUUGGUCAAUCGGUGGCGUAUUUAAUUCUUUCCGUUUUUCCAAUGAUAGGAUCAUUUAUCUAUCUAUAUUACAAUUUACCAGAAACAAAAAAUAAAAGUUAUUUUGGCAAUGAAUGAAC
Molecule: messenger RNA, 1366 nt
Organism: Enterobius vermicularis (human pinworm)
Lineage: Eukaryota; Metazoa; Nematoda; Chromadorea; Rhabditida; Oxyuridae
Source: the annotation of a GenBank genome assembly